Messenger RNA from Miscanthus lutarioriparius, 1254 nucleotides. Lineage: Eukaryota; Viridiplantae; Streptophyta; Magnoliopsida; Poales; Poaceae. The record is from the annotation of a GenBank genome assembly.
AUGAAGCGCCAAAACCCAAAAUUCUGGGGCAGCUUCAGCGGAGGAGUAGGCCAGGGGUGGAAGGCGAAGAGGGCGAGGCCUGACGGCGGCACGCGCGGCGGGGGAGAGCCCGUGGUCAGGUGGUCACACGCGGAGGCCAUGAAGAAGAAGCCCUCCGGUGGAGGCGACGCGGUCGUCGCUGGUGGAGGAGGAGGGGGGUCGAGGGGGAUCCUGGGUCCGGGAAAGGCGGGGCUUGGUAGCCUAAGCUGCGGGAGCGGAGGAGGGUUUUGGACGAGCUGGUCGGAGGCGGCUGCGCCGGCGGCGAAGGAGGCGGGUACGUCCGCCGGCGGGGCAAAGAGAGCGCAGGUGUGGGACUGGCCGGAGCCAGACGCGAAAAGGGCGAGGCCUCGCGGCGACGGCGAAGGAGACGCGGGAGGCGAUGAGGAGGAGGUGGCGGUGUACGAGUGGAGGUGGACGGAGGCGGUGAGCCCGGAGAUCCUGGCGCUGGUGCUCCGCGGGCGGGUCGCCGCGGACGAUGUGGCGCGGGGCGCGGCGCAGGUUUGCAGGGCGUGGACGCAAGCCGUGGCGUCGCCGGACAUGUGGGGGGACGUGGACAUCGAGGCCUGGUGCCGCCGUGUCAACUGCCGCGCCAGGGCCGACGCCGCCGUGCGCCGACUCGUCGCCCGUGCGCAGGGCACGCUUCGGAGGCUCUCUGCCUACCGCGUCGGGGACGCCUCCCUCACCUACGUCGCAGCCUCGGGUAAGUUGCUCAAUGUCCUCCAGAUCCCAAUGAGCAAGAUCACUGAUCAAGCCGUGGAGAAGCAUGCAGAAUGCCUUCCUGUACUUAAAGUGCUGGACAUCAGUAACUGCAUGAAUAUCUCUCCCAAAGGAAUCGAGGCACUAGGCCGGCACUGCAAGUUGCUCGUUCAGCUGAAGAGGAACAUGCCCCCUCCAGACCUUCCUCAGGGUUUCAACACAGCAGCUAAGGCGGUUGAAGAAGAGGCACUGGCAGUCGCGAACACCAUGCCGAUGCUAGAACAACUUGAGCUUGCCUAUGGCCUGUUCAGUGACCUUGGGCUCAACGCCAUUCUUACCAAGUGUCAGCAGCUGCAGACCCUGGACAUACUUGGCUGCUGGAACGUCAGGCUUGAAGGCGACAUCGAGGAGAGGUGCUGCGCACUCCAGUCAUUCAGGGAGCCAUGGGAGCCUGAGUACGGUACUGACUCAAGCAUUGGGGGUGACUACGAGGUCGAUGAUACUGAUAGUGAUGAUUGA